AUGAUCCAUGGGCCUUGCGGUAAUUCAAACAAUAGAUCACCCUGUAUGGAGUCAGGUAGCUGUAGGAAGAAGUAUCCUAGAACUUUCAUUCAAGAAACACAGACAGGAGACGACGGGUAUCCAAAGUAUAGGCGAAGAGCUCCAGAAAAUGGUGGUUUUACUGUUGAAAUAAAUGGUAAUACACUUGAUAAUCGUUGGGUAGUACCGUAUAACCCAGUGCUUUCACGUACAUUUGGUGCUCAUAUUAAUGUAGAGUACUGUAACUCUGUAAAAUCUAUAAAAUACAUUUGUAAAUAUAUUACAAAAGGAAGUGAUCAAGCAGCAUUUGGUUUUGAAAAUGAUAAUGAUGAAGUCAAGCUUUAUGAAAGUGGUCGAUAUAUCAGCAGCUCUGAGGCUGUAUGGAGAAUUCUGGCUUUUCCUAUCCACGAGAGAUUUCCAACAGUCUUCCAUCUUUCCGUGCAUUUAGAAAAUGGCCAGCGUGUUUUUUAA
Messenger RNA from Macrosiphum euphorbiae (potato aphid), 489 nucleotides. The record is from the annotation of a GenBank genome assembly. NCBI's taxonomy places the organism in Eukaryota, Metazoa, Arthropoda, Insecta, Hemiptera, Aphididae.